Messenger RNA from Daktulosphaira vitifoliae (grape phylloxera), 3537 nucleotides. RefSeq names its product transcription factor MafB (gene tj). Gene Ontology annotation, biological process: regulation of transcription by RNA polymerase II. Gene Ontology annotation, cellular component: nucleus. Lineage: Eukaryota; Metazoa; Arthropoda; Insecta; Hemiptera; Phylloxeridae. Bases 750 to 1931 code for a protein of 393 amino acids. The record is from RefSeq and is a predicted model, not a curated record. Gene Ontology annotation, molecular function: DNA-binding transcription factor activity, RNA polymerase II-specific; RNA polymerase II cis-regulatory region sequence-specific DNA binding. The transcript has 4 exons.
UUGUUAAACGCACACGUAUAUUGAAUGCACAUACACUGUAUGCGUUUCCGUGUAAAUGUGCACUAGGUAUUGUAGUGUAUGCGCACGAGUUUACGGUACUUACAUAAACGCAAGAGCCGCUCAUUCAGCACAAUGUUAUUUCAAUGACGAAUUUAAAACGUUUAAUCCAACUUGAAAUUCGACCGGAUCAUUUACUAAAAUAGAUGAUUAAGCCAAUAACAAGACAUGACACUUUACUGUACAUGAACUUAUGAAAGGAUUUACCAACGAAAACAAUUCAACCAGACUUUUGAUUGGCAUUUACGAAAAGGGUGGAAGACUCAAUUAAAUGAAGUUUGAAGUUGACCUUGAUCUCGUCCUCGUGUGGUCAAGCACGACGUCCUAAUUACGACUACGGCGGCAAGGAAUGUACCCCGGGGCGGGCUACGUCAGUAGUACGGACCAAUGGGAGCUGACCGUCCCACCCACUGAAUAGCGUUCGGUUAGAGACGCCCGUCUCCGUAUUCGACCGCCGUUUCGUGCCGCCGGCAUUGCGGAAACAACAGCGGUCGAGACUUGACGCCCGUGUGUACUCUACCGAACUUACAAAACUGACUUAACGAGUUCGCGAUUUAUUUUUUGUCAUUGUCAUGUAAAGUCUAAUAAAGUGUUUGUUUUUAACGUACUUAUAUAAUUAUUUUAUAAUAAAAAAAAAAACUAGUUACUUUAAUUUUUUUUUUUAAUUAUUUAAUUAUUGUUUAAACUUCAUCAUGGAUGCGGAUGAUCCGCGUCUUGCCGAUGAAUACGUGCAAGACUUUGAAUUGGACCAUCUAGACGUAGUGGCUUCUGGAAUUAAACGAGAGACCAAUGAUUAUCAACGUCGGUUACCAUCCAUGCCCAUCAUCGGUGGCGGUGCUGCGAUGGUACAAUCACCACCACCUCACUAUCUGCUCACGCCACCCGGCUGUGAACAAGAGUACUCUGUGUCCCACCAUCACCACAGCCACCAUCAUCCCGGAAUGUUGCUUCACGGUUAUACGCCUGCUGGUGUACUGAUUACCGCUGGUAGUGCGGUCAAGGUGUCCGGGACUGGUUCAAUGAUAUAUCCUAAUACUCCGGGUACGCCACCUGACACACCGCCGGUGAGCUCAUCGCCACCAGCGGCCACGCCGAUUCGACAAUCCAAUUACAUGGAUAACUUGACGGUAUGGUUGUCGCAUCUGAAAGACGGACAAGAACCCAUGCCUCAGACAAGGGAAGGACAAGAGCCGUUAGAUUUGAAAACCAACUACGCGGUGGCUGAAGAGAUGCAACAGCAACAUCAUAAUCAUCAUCCAUCGGUGAACGCGGUGGCUGUAGCCGAAUGGAACAUGGCACAACAUCAACACGAUACUGUAAUUCAACCUAGUAACGGCGGCUGUCUUGGUGUGAGGCCGUAUGGCCGCCAUCAGCAAGUGCCAAUGAGUCCUUCGCCCAGCGGCGGUGGAGGAAUCAUGCAUCAAAUGCACCGGUCAAUGAGUGUGUCCAGUGACAGCGUUAUGUCUCCGAUGAGUUCAAGGGGUGGAUGUCCUCGCGGGGACGGAUCCACCGAUGAACUCAUUAACGAUACAAUGUUACUACAGCUACCUGUCCGAGAUCUCAACAAAAAACUCCAAGGUGUUGACAAGGAACUCGUCAACAAACUUAAGCAAAAAAGAAGAACGCUAAAAAACCGGGGAUACGCUCAAAGUUGCCGGACAAAGCGUAUGAACCAGCGGAUUGAAUUGGAGAACGCAAAUCACGCAUUAGUGAAUGAACUUCAAAAGAUUAAAAUGGAAUUGGCGAGGGUCACUCAAGAGAGAGAUAUGUAUAAACAGCGAUGUUCGGCCCUGACAAACGCCCGAGAAUCCAUGAACGCCGCCGCAACCGCCUCUACCAACAGCAACUCCAAUUCACCCGAACUUUACCUAUGACAGAGGAGGAGGUCGUAUGCGUCAACACUUUGGUUAACAAAGUGUUUGCCGACUCCGGCCAACAGUGGAAGUUCUCGGAUUUCGAGGAUUCAAAACUGAGCUCGCAAAAAUGAUUUACCAUGUGUGUAUACAAGCAAAUGGACAAAUUGAACAAAAUUAAAAUAAUAAGACUAAUAAAGUAAAUUGUUUUUAUACAUACCAGUAGUUUUUAGAAGUUCUUUAGUUUUUGUGUAUAGGGUUAUAUCAUAAAGUUAAAUGUUUGUAAAUUAAUAUAAAUUAAUUGUAAGUUAAAGAAAAAUUUAUAAACUACUAGAUAGAUGUUAUUAUGAGUAACGAUAUUAGCGAGUCUGUAAACUUAAAUAGAAAUUUAAUGUAAGGAAUUCAGUUACCUCUAAUCGAAACUUAAACAAUUCAAUAUAAAUUCGGAUUUAUACUUUUUUCUACUAUAAGCCAAUGUUAUUGACACAUAUGAAUGUGAAGCGUUUAUAGCUCGAAUCAGUACAACUUUAAUUAGUUAUCGAAUGGUAUAUUUUUAAGGCUCUCUAUUAAAGUAAAAAAAAAAGUAAUAAAGCAAUUAAUUAAAAUAUGAAUGUUUGAACAAAAUAAACUAAAAGACAAAACUUUAAUAAUUGUUCCAUUUAAAUUUGUACAAGUUAACGAGUUUGACUAAAACUAAAUUAUAUCCCAAAAUAUAGUUAUUCAUAUUUCAGUAGUCUUUAUUUUUAUUCAAAAACAUUAUUAAAUAUUAUUAAGUUUGACGAAAUUUGGCUGUUUUUGUAUAUUUUGUGUUUGCUUCUAUAUUUUUUCAUGUUUAAAUGACUUUCGUUAUUCUUUUUGAUAGAUCUCAAGGUAACUAAUUCAAUUGCAUAUAAUUUAAUAAACAUAUAAAAGUUUUCAUAUACAUAAUUUUUUUUAUUAAAAAAAACUUGUUCUCAUGUUAUGAGUACAUUACAUUUUACCUUAAAUCUCUUGUACCAACAAACCAUUUUAAUAUGAAUCAAGUGACACACCAAUAAGAAAUCGAUGUAGCUCUUCACGUAUUAUUACUCUUUAGCAAAUCAAAUUAUUUGUGUACCUUAUGUGUUCGACUGAAAAAGUGUCCUAUGGCAAAGUUUGUCUAUACGCAGUAUCCAAAAUGAUUGCAUGAAAACACAUAAAAGUUAUAGCUCGUGCAAUUAUCAAUGUAAAAAUACGAAAAUAUAAAGAAACAUUAAACAUUUCUAUGAAUAUUGUACGAUUUCUAUAGAAUGAUCAAUUAACAUGUUUCAAAUGUAACCAUAGAUUUUUUUUUCUGGAGUUUUUUCAAUAGGAAUACUUGCCGUAGUACAAUUUUUACGCAAUAACUUUAAGCAUGUAAAUUCAAUUUUUAGUUUUUAAGUCUAUUUAUAAAUCAUGUUUUUUUGUUUUUGUUUAUACCUGAAUUGUUGUAUAUUUUUUAAUAUCUUUGUUUUUUUUUUUUUUUUAACUUUUAUUGAUUAUUGAAAAAUUGUUUAUGAAAACCAUUUUUGUAGAAACUGAAAUUUUGAUGGAUAAUUAUUUGAUAAGUGAAAUAUUUUGAUGUUGAUGUUAAUCAAGUACGAGUAAAUGGGUUCUAAAUAUAUGUUAU